Molecule: messenger RNA, 2948 nt
Organism: Ruditapes philippinarum (Manila clam)
Lineage: Eukaryota; Metazoa; Mollusca; Bivalvia; Venerida; Veneridae
Exons: 2
Coding region: 971-1882 (303 amino acids)
Molecular function (GO): protein binding
Source: RefSeq, a predicted model, not a curated record
AUUAUUAGGUCACAGCUUUAAUUAUGUUAGUCCACUAUAAUAAUCAUACUCUGUCAUAUAUAAUAUUGCAAUAAACACAUGAUAUUGAUGUUUUUAAAUGUCACACGGUUUAAAUGGUGCUAUAUAUAGAAAUUAUUCAUGACUAAUAUAGAAAUUAUUCAUGACUACCCUACACAUUAUGUUUACAUAUUGCAUACAUCAAUUAAGGUUUAAACUUACAACACUGUUAACCAGUAAGUUAUCAUUAUGGCAACAACAUCACCAAGGCAACAAAGGGAACAGAACUCUGUCUGGCUGUCCAAGAUUGUAAAGGGAGAUAAAACUAUUGAAAACGAGAGAAAUAUAAACUUUUGCAGAUUUUCAUUUCGAGCAUGCAAGUUGAAGAAAAUAUUCAAUCAUUGCACAAAAAAGAUGUAUUUACUGUGCAAGUGUACAUGUGCGUACGAACACGAGUAUUUUAUGUAUGUGAAAGACGAUGGAAGUAUUGACACAGAAAUGUUUGACAAAAUUUUGGCCUCUGUUGCCACUGGCAAGUGUCCUCAUGUUGAACCAUUCAAAUCUACUUCAGAAUCCUCGGUCACGGCAAAACAUGCCUUUGCUGCAGUUGGAAACUCUGAUAUGAUCAUGUCAGAAACUACGUAUGUGCCAACAUCAUGUUUCGGGAUAACACCGUAUCAUGUUGCGACUAUACACAAGCAACAUGGUGCUAUCAAAAAGCUAAGUAACAUUUACAACUUCUGUACACUAAAGUAUCCAACAAGAAUGGAGAAAACCAACGAAGGAAUCAAAUUUGAUUUAAUAGCAACCAAUUCUUUUUAAACUUUGUAUUGAUAGGGAAGAUACUGAAACGCUCAAAACAAUUCUCAGAGGCAUCACAAACGUGUACCAGUACAAUUCACCAAUUCUUUACGCUAUACAUCACGGAAAAACAGAAUCCCUUGAUGUUCUCCUAUCUUCAUACAAUGAAUAUAUGAACAUUUUCCAGAAAAAAGAAAAUGACAAUUUUCAAGGUACAUUUUUUGCUGUUCUAAGCAACAGACCGGAAUCACUCAACAUAAUACUUGACCACCUUGAAAUUCGUAGUGCAUUUACUAUUGAUGAAAAUUUUACCCUGGCUGACCUUGCCCGCUCAUUAGGCCAUUCUAAGUGUCUUGAAAUACUGGAGAAAUGGGAAGACAUGCAAGAAGAUGGCAAUGGAGGCAGACUGAUACACGAACACAGAACGCGGGACAAAAGCGCAGCAGUGUCACCAAUAUGUGCGAUACUUUUCAAACUGAAAUUUCACAAUCUUCACCACUAUAAAACUGAAAGUCUGUGUCAGAUCCUUGAGAAACUAGUGGCAAAUGGUCAUGACAUCAAUCAAAAAAGCGAAUGUGGCAAAACCCCUUUACAUUACGUCUGCCCACAAGAUCCAUUUUUUGACAUAAAAGUACAUUUUACAUUAUUACAACUUGGUGCUGACAUAAACGCUAAAGAUCCAAGUGGUGAAAUAGCUUUGUUUCCAAUUCUUAAUGAGCUAGAAAUCCAACAAUUUUACCAGAGAGACUGUCUCAAAUGGAUCAUCAGAAUGGCUCUGUAUCAUAAUCCGAUCCGAUCUAACAUAAGCCAUUGGGACAUACUGAGAGACCAGAAUCGAUUUAAACGUCUCAACCACAUAUAUGACGGUCUGUGUGAGGAUUUUGUUGAAUGCGGCUUUAUACCCAAAGACUACACUGAAGUUAGAUCUCUACAGAAGAUUUGUCGAGACUCACUCAGACAGCACUUUCCUGGUACCAGCCUUCACAGGUUUAUACAGGAAACAGUUAUGCCUCCAUCUUUCAAAGACUUUAUUUUAAUGAAGAAAAGGUUUGACUGGCAGCCACAUCUAGAUUUCCACCAGUAGGGCAGAACACUACAUAAUUUUUUUAUUGCUCUCCAAUAAAGACAAUACAGCUUAUAUAUUACAACAGUAAGGACAGACAACCUUACUUAUAGAUAGGUUCACAAAUAAAAGCAUAAAUAUAGCAGAACCUACAUUCCUGAUAACAUUUUGUUUUUUAGAAAACAACAUUAUUACAGUUCUACUAUAUGCAAGCAACAUUCAAGUUCUAGACAAGACAGAAAACAUGUUAAGAAGGCAGGAAUUCCCACUUUACACCUCAAUGCAGUGACAAGUUUCACAGAGAUCCAUUGAACUAGGGAGACAAUGUGAUCUAAGUGCAUUUUCAGCUUGGCAGAUAUAAGAUACUUACGGACAAAAUGGAAUGUGGCAUAGAAUGAUAUAAGAGAUGAGGCAUUUAAAGUGGGCAUUUCAUAACAUUUACUUUAAAUAUAGAUGCUCCAAUGAGAUUAUAUAGUGCAUUUCAUAGCAUUUACAUUAAAUACAGAUGCUCCAAUGAGAUUAAAGAGGGCAUUUCAUAGCAUUUACGUUCAAUAUAGAUGCUCCAAUGAGAUUAAAGAGGGCAUUUCAUAGCAUUUACAUUAAAUACAGAUGCUCCAAUGAAAUUAAAGAGUGCAUUUCAUAGCAUUUACAUUAAAUAUAGAUGCUCACAUAACAAUUGUUGAGUUGGAAGCCAUACGCUUAUUAAAACACUCUUGCACUGUUCUUGAAACCAACCAGUACUAAGAAAUGAAUGUUAAGUUACCUGCUCAAGGACACAACAGCUUGCCUGUGACAGAAUUUAAACUCACGCCAGUAAUCCUUAUAUUACUAGUCUGACGCAUUAACCACUUGGCCACAUCAGAGAUUGACAAAAUGUAGAAAAUUUUCUCUGUUAGUAGGGUAGAGAAAACUUUGUUUAUAAAAUAGUAACUUAUGUCCUAUUUUGCUUAAUACAUUCAUAUGGAGUGUAAAUAUUUAUAUAUUUUUCUUAAUUUUGAAUUUUUGAAGAUUAAAUUAACUCAUAUGGAGGUGUGCCACUUAAAACUGAAAAUAACUACGGUAAACAUGCUUAAUAAAUUAGAUAUUA